Penicillium salamii is the source of this 1230-nucleotide messenger RNA. NCBI's taxonomy places the organism in Eukaryota, Fungi, Ascomycota, Eurotiomycetes, Eurotiales, Aspergillaceae. The record is from the annotation of a GenBank genome assembly.
AUGCACCACAACAUUUCAUCGAAUGCGCAUGACAUGUACCUUAGCAUGACUGUGACAAGAGCUGAUGGCUCCGAUAAAGGAUGGACUGCAGUUGGAACAGGGCCUUCAAUGACGGGCUCACUGAUGGUGAUAGUGUAUGGUGAGCCCUUGUCUGGCGAAUCUCCAAUUGUCAGCAUCAGAACCACAAACGGACACCACCAACCCAAGCUCAUCACCAAGGAGGAUGCCGGAGGUGCUGAUAUCCGACUUCUCCAAACGCGGUGGGAACCUGUGCAGGACCCUUUAUCAAAGUCAUCGGCAUAUAUUGCAAAAGUCGUGCUAGUCUGUUACUCCUGCCAUCUGUGGCCAGGCAGUCCAAUUGAAGCAACGGCCACAUCACAUCCGUGGAUUUGGGCAUGGAACGAAGACCAGCAAUUCUCGGUCUUUGCGUAUGAUGCCCAUUUGAGAAUGCAUAAGCAUCACGCCGGAAAUGGUGGCUGGGGCCGAUUUUAUGCCGACAUGUCGCGCUCCAUCAACAAUGCUCGAAAGCUUCCAUCGGUGCCAUCCAUACAGCCUCGAGUACGCACCCUGGGUACUUCCGAUACUCCCAUGAGUCUUCAUGGGGCCUGGGAUGCUGUCCGAUCUAGGCCUAUGGUGCAUUCACACGGUAUUCUGAUGGGGUUGGCAUUCUUGCUUCUUUUCCCUGGGGGCGUAUUCAUGAUCCGCGUUCCAUCAAGUCAGUCAUUUCGAUGGCACAGCAUUGUUCAGCUUGCCGCUUCUGCUUGUGCUGUUGCUGGCGGCACCAUUGGUCUCAUUAUGACGCGUGGCAAAUUCGCAUCCUUGCAUCAAAUCGUGGGGUUGCUGCUUCUGGUGGCUGUAGGGGUUCAAGGUGUCCUGGGGUGGGUGCAUCAUUUGGUCUUCCUCCGCCUCAAACGGCGCACCUGGAUUUCACACACCCAUAUCUGGACUGGAAGAAUCAUUCUACUCCUAGGGUGGACAAACAUGGUUAGUGGAAUGGCUCAGCAGGGAUUCGGAAUGUUUUGGAUGGUGUUAGUGUCUGGAAUUGUACUGGGAGAACUCACAGGGCUGUCACUUUGGGUUUGGGUGUGCAAUAAGCGCAAGAGUAGCGUGUCACCACCCCCGGCCGAGGUCGGGUACACCACUUUCGCACUCGGGGAAGACGAGGAUGACGCUUCUUCGGAUGCGAAAAGUGACAAGGAUGAAGAGAAUGACCCUCUUGUGACCCCGUGA